This is a messenger RNA of Moneuplotes crassus, 1327 nucleotides long. The record is from the annotation of a GenBank genome assembly. Lineage: Eukaryota; Ciliophora; Spirotrichea; Euplotida; Euplotidae.
UUGCAUGGAAAAUCCCAAUAUGAAAUUUCCACUUUGUAUGAGUGCAGCUUGCACCACUGAUUCUUUGUUUUAUCUAUCCCAGAAGAAGUUAUACCUAUGCUCUUUGCAUCGAGACUUGAAGUACUCUGAAGAGGAAGCUAUUAGACUAGUUCCACCGGAAUCAGCCAAGAUGUUAUUGAAGGUUAUUGACUACUGUAGGAAGGAAGUUGGAGUAUCCUUAGCAACUUACAGUAACCUUGUCCCUGCCUCAGACUGCUCAAGCUUCAAUCUAAACCUCCAAGAGUCGCUCACUGAUAUAUCUUCGCGCUUGCAAGACUGUAUCUGCAGGAAGCAGUACUUCAAGCUUGAGGGAUUGCUCAGAGAAGCUAAGCAGCUAGAGGAUUUACUGAUGAAUGAUAAAGUCUUUUUGAAAUUCAGCGCUGCAAAGAAUUGGAAAGAGGCUUUUGAUGGCAUCGAAGGGGUAAGAGAGAAGACAAUUGAUGAGAUCAUCAAAGAUCUGGAUAAAAAAUAUGCAAAUAUAUUGAAGAUUACUACGAAGAAGCUUCAAGAGCAAAGACAUGAUAUUCAGAAGCGAAAGGAUGAAGAAAUAACCACUCUAAAAUCCCAACUCACAUCCAAAAACAAGACUAUCCGUGACCUAAAAUAACGACAUCCAAAAACUAAAGGAUACAAAUAGUAGAAACCUGAAAGAGAAAGAAAAGAAUCAUAAGAACAACAUGAAGAACCAGAAAUUAACAUUCUUGGGCCAACUAGAGGAAAAGGAUAAGAUUAGACAACAAGAUAUGGGGAGAUAUAAAGAAACUAUCGAGGCGUUAAAACAAGAAAUAAAACAACUAAAGCAAGUUGUAAGCGUACAAAAGGAAGACAUAAGUAAAUCAAAGCAAUCUAGAGGCAUACCAAAUCAAAAUAUUCCCUAUUCCAAAGAAGAAACUAAGCAAGAAGUUAUAGACACAUCACAAAGCAAGACUGCAGUUAAAGAAUCUCCCAAAAAGGCAUCUAUAUCUAUGAACAACUCUUGAAAACCUUUGGCUAGAUUAAAAGAAAUUUUUAAACAAGAAAGUAAACCUCCAGUUGAAACGUAUUCAAAACAAGAAUUGAGAGAACUCUACAAGAAGGGUUCUGGUGAUUAUAAUAAAUUCAAAGAAAGGCUCAAAGGAAAAGAUAUAGAUAUAUGGUUAUUUCUUAAUUAUUGGAGAGGAGGGGAUUUAAGGUUUUGAAAGAAAUAAAAAAGAAAGUACCUGAUUUAAAGUCACUAAAAAUUUCAGGCUAUGUAUAUAAGAAUUUAAAAACUGUGAAUUCUUUCUUUAAAAAUUAUUUUCCAGAUAAA